AUGUCAACGCUUUAUGGUCAUGGUGAUUUAGCGGCGGAAGAGACAGAAACAAUUGAUAGCGAUGAAGAAGACCAACAACGAUCAAGUCGAGAUCCAAAUAAAUUACCAUUUUCAAUCAUUUGGCGCGAUGAUUUAAAAAAUGAUGAUAUCAAAAUCCCAUGUUCAUCAUUAUUAAUCGCUUUAGGUGCAACUGCUUCUGCUUUUGCUUUUACGCAUGUUUUGUGUAACUAUGAUCUAGAAUUAAUUGGCUAUGGUACAGAUGAAAAAAUCAGUGAUGAUGGAAAUACAGAAACAAAGUCAUUUGAUCAAAUCAAAGCGCAACACUAUUCAACACAAAGUGUUGAUCGUAUUUAUCGAUUACCAUCAAGUUCAUUUGUACUUAUUCAAUUGAAUUCUUCCAUUAAAUCUGAUAGAAUAUGGCCUUUAAGUGAACAGAUUUUGAAUAAAUUUAAUUUUUCAAAUCUGACGAAUUCGAAUCCGAUUUACGUUAUUCAAUCACGUUUAUCGAUGGAUUACGUUACAAUUGCAGGCGAAUUUGAAAGCAAAGCAAAUUUAUUUAUUCGUUACAUUAAAUCAUCAUUAGUUCCAAUAGACGACAAAAUUACGCAAACUAUUAAACCAAUUGAACCUCCGAAUGCAAUUCGGGGCCUAUCAGCUGCUUUGUUCACUAAACUGCAUCAAGCUAAUAUUCCGGUUAUUGUUCUUGUUGUUUAUCAACGUCAUUCAUCUGUUAAUGCUGAUGCAUUAAAAUUAUUACAACGCAUAUUAGAUCGAACAUCACCAACACUCAAACAAUACGUUCUAUCAACUGAAAAAACUAAUAAACAAUUGAUUCGAUUAGCAUCAAUUCAAGCAAGUAAUAUGUACUCUUAA
Molecule: messenger RNA, 873 nt
Organism: Rotaria socialis
Lineage: Eukaryota; Metazoa; Rotifera; Eurotatoria; Philodinida; Philodinidae
Source: the annotation of a GenBank genome assembly